Messenger RNA from Eucalyptus grandis, 654 nucleotides. Its product is annotated as troponin C, skeletal muscle. The coding region runs from base 199 to 549 and encodes 116 amino acids. NCBI's taxonomy places the organism in Eukaryota, Viridiplantae, Streptophyta, Magnoliopsida, Myrtales, Myrtaceae. The transcript has 2 exons. The record is from RefSeq and is a predicted model, not a curated record. Gene Ontology annotation, molecular function: calcium ion binding.
GUAAUACACGGGUCAACUGAGAUUCUUCUCUAUAGAUAUUUCAAUUACCUCCAUAGCAAUGGCACUUACACACAUCCUCGGACAGAAAUAAGAGAGAGAGAGAGAGAUGGAUAUGAGAAGGGUCCACGUAAAUGCGUUGUUCUACUACCAGGGCUUGACGACGGAGAAGAAGCAGGAUGUCGAAAAAUUUUCGUGGCCAUGGACGCGGACAGGAGCGGCAGCAUAAGCAUCGCCGAGUUCAUGACCUUCCUGACGUUUGCUGGGUUACAAAGCGAAAACCUUGGUUGGCUUUUUGAAGAGCUAGACAAGGACAACAACGGCACUCUCGAUUUUGAAGAAGUGCUCACCUUCUUCUACAUCCUCAGCCGUGAAGAGUACAGAGAAAUAUUGAACUGCCGGGCAAGCACCGAUGCACCCCGUGGGCAGCCGAAACCUGGCGGUCGGAACUUGGUCAAAACCUUGGACCAGUUCAACAAGGUAUUGGAAGUGUUCAAGGCGGUAGGGGACGUGGUCCAGUUGGGGGCUUCGCUUGGAUGCACCAUUGUUUAGGAAAACUGCGAGCAUUGUCACCCGUUGGAGACUUUCUGUAUUGCCAUUUAGUGUAUUGUGCGUUUACUACUGGAAAUAAAGAAGCAUGUCGAUCUUUUCUUUUUC